Molecule: messenger RNA, 1092 nt
Organism: Drosophila hydei
Lineage: Eukaryota; Metazoa; Arthropoda; Insecta; Diptera; Drosophilidae
Product: phospholipase A1
Exons: 2
Coding region: 40-1050 (336 amino acids)
Biological process (GO): lipid metabolic process
Molecular function (GO): lipase activity
Source: RefSeq, a predicted model, not a curated record
GGUCCGAACAUCAGUUGAAAGUGUCUUUUGCUGAACGUUAUGAAACUGUUUUUGCUUUUCGCAGUCUGCGUCUUUGCGGCCAGCGCCGUGGAGCACAAGAUUAAUGGUGAGAACGGCUGGUAUGUGCCCCAGGCCGAUGGUAGCUUCGAGUGGGUCGAUAUGGAUAUGGCCGAUGCCUAUCUGGAAGCCCAUGCUGCAAGGGAGCGCAGCCUGCUGAAUCCCGUUACCUUCUACCUGUACACCAAGUCGAACCAGAACUCGGCACAGGAAAUCAAGGCUAACAAGGCUAGCAUCUCCGGCUCCAACUUCAACCCCAACAAUCCCACUCGCCUAACCAUCCACGGCUGGACCUCCAGCGCCGAUGACUACGUCAACUAUGGCGUGCGCAAUGCAUGGUUCACGCACGGCGACAUGAACAUGAUUACCGUCGACUGGGGUCGUGCCCGCUCUGUUGACUAUGCUUCCUCCGUCUUGGCUGUGCCCGGCGUCGGUGAGCAGGUUGCCGACCUGAUCAACUUCUUGCGCACGAACUUCGGUCUGUCCCUGGACAACACCAUGAUCAUUGGCCACAGCCUGGGCGCCCAUGUGUCCGGCUUCGCUGGCAAGAACAUCAAGAACGGUCAGGUGCACACCAUCAUUGGUCUGGACCCUGCCCUGCCCCUUUACAGCUACGACUCGCCCAACAAGCGUCUCAGCUCUACCGAUGCUUACUAUGUGGAGUCCAUUCAGACCAACGGCGGUACCUUGGGCUUCCUCAAGCCCAUUGGCAAGGGCGCUUUCUAUCCCAACGGCGGCAAGUCGCAGCCUGGCUGCGGUGUUGAUUUGACCGGCUCCUGCGCGCACAGCCGCUCCGUGAUCUACUAUGCCGAGUCCGUCAGCCAGGACAACUUCCCCACCAUGCGCUGCGGCGACUACGAGCAGGCCGUCGCCAAGAGCUGCGGCAGCACCUACAGCAGCGUGAAAAUGGGCGCCGUCACCAAUGCCUACAUGGUUGCCGGCGACUACUACGUGCCCGUCAACAGCCAGUAUCCCUACGGCUAUGGCAACUAGACUGACUUAUGACUGUUUAACAAUAAAAUUGUCUUGCGAGAA